GGAGGGGAACGUAUACGCUGACAAAACUCAACCUGCACCCGAAGGACCCUUAUAGGCACCCGCUAUCUCACCCAAACACAGCAGACGGUGGGACCAUGAAGACUGUGGUGGCGCUGCUGCUGCUCUGUCUGUGUGAUCCUGGACAGACUGACUGCCAGACAGACUGUCUGUCCUGCAGCAACAUCCUGCCCAAACAGCUCAGUUUCAACACCAUGGUGUGUCUCACUGAGUGUGAAGCCAACAUCUCACCAGCCUACUCGUGGGACUUCUGUUGUAAGUUACUGUCCUCGCCAAUUUCCUCAUUUACUGGUACCAUGCCGAAAAGAUCUCAGGAGGAGGUGGAGGCUCUUUUUCCUGAGGAGGAGGAGCAAGUGGAGGGAGGUCUGUUGCUGCCCUUUGCAUUACAGAGGUACAGUCCCUUGACCCGGGCGCUCGGGGUGGACGAGAGAGAUCUGGGUGGCAAAGGCAGCCAGCUGAACACUGCCUACAAUACCCAGAACGCCCUGUCUCUUGAUGAUGAAUAUGAGGAGGAGGCAGGGCAGGACGAAGGGGCUGCUGAUGCGGCAGCAAGAGGACAGGGUGAUGCAGGGCUGAGUGUCUCCAAAAGGUUCGGCGGCUUCGUCAAAGGGAGGCAUGGCUACAGGAAGCUGAUGUCUCCUGGAAGAUCGUACCAGAAGAGGUAUGGUGGUUUCAUCGGCAUUCGGAAGUCAGCUCGCAAGUGGAACAGCCAAAAACGUUUCAGCGAGUUCCUGAAGCAGUAUCUGGGGAUGAGCACUAAAGCCACUGAGUACAACAGCGUCUCAGAGGACCUCACCCAACAGAAUGAAGUUUAACAAUGUGCACCUUUACGUCACUGACAUAAAACUAUUUCCUGAUGUAUUUUCACUGAUCUUAUUUUGUAUUUCACCAACAUGUCAAACUUUAACUGCUGUCACAAAAGUUGAAAUAAUUAAAACUAAGUAAUUAACCAAAAAGAGAAAACUAAGUCCAUAAUUCUAGGUACUGAAUCGAAGGCAACUUCAGUUCUUAGAACUGAAGAAGCCUCUUGGAUGACAGGUGAAAUGUCUUCAAGGGACUAAAGCGAAUUAAGUUGUCUAUGAUUUGGAACCUACAAUAUCCAUGACCCAGAUGACUGAGAAUCUUCACCAACACUAAGCCCAUGAUCUAAGACGGCCAUUGGUGUCCUCUUUGUCAUAAGAUAUAACAAUUUAACUUUUCUUUUCCUAUCCCUUUUAAUUAUGAAGCAAUGAAUUUGCCUUUAAUAACCAGACCCUCUAUUAUUCCUUUUUCAGACAGCUUAAUCCUCCAGUCCAAACCUUUCAACCC
Messenger RNA from Plectropomus leopardus (leopard coralgrouper), 1326 nucleotides. RefSeq names its product prepronociceptin a (gene pnoca). Gene Ontology annotation, molecular function: opioid receptor binding. Gene Ontology annotation, cellular component: plasma membrane; neuronal cell body; dendrite. The record is from RefSeq and is a predicted model, not a curated record. Lineage: Eukaryota; Metazoa; Chordata; Actinopteri; Perciformes; Serranidae. Gene Ontology annotation, biological process: neuropeptide signaling pathway; chemical synaptic transmission; sensory perception.